Molecule: messenger RNA, 475 nt
Organism: Prorocentrum cordatum
Lineage: Eukaryota; Dinophyceae; Prorocentrales; Prorocentraceae
Source: the annotation of a GenBank genome assembly
GCGCGUGUAGUGCGCCCCUUCCCCAUCAACCUGCCCCACGAAUACUUCGCUUCAGCCGCCGCUGCACGCCCUGAGCACUGGAACCCUGAUGGUUACGACGCCGAGAACAUCCCUGAGGCAUUAUACCAGCACCCUGUCUACACCACGCACGGGCGGAAGGCCGUGCCUUUAGGCUACUACUCGGACGGCGUCCCCUUCACAAAGAAGGACACGUUCAUAUGCAUAUACAUGUCAAACGGCCUCACGCAGUCCAGGCUCAGGAACUACAUGGAGUUUAGUGACGAAUUCGGUGGACUCGCUAUAAAGGAGUACUGUCCCCUGUUCAAUCUUAGACGCGGGUGCCGCCUAUUGGAGAAGGGGCAAGUGCACGACACGCACAACCUCGACGGCCUCAGCUUCCCUGUGGAGCUGUUCUUCUUCGACGCCCUGAACCACAUGGGCUUGAACCUGCUGUGUCCGCUCAUGGACAUCAUAG